Molecule: messenger RNA, 4607 nt
Organism: Schistocerca nitens (vagrant locust)
Lineage: Eukaryota; Metazoa; Arthropoda; Insecta; Orthoptera; Acrididae
Exons: 15
Coding region: 507-4607 (1366 amino acids)
Cellular component (GO): chromocenter; nucleus
Molecular function (GO): DNA binding; chromatin binding
Source: RefSeq, a predicted model, not a curated record
UUCUGUGACCUCCAUGUUGCAUCGGACGCAUCAUGGAUCCGUGUUAAGCACCGCAGUGCAUUGUGGGAUUUACGGAAGGAAACCAUAUUUUUCGUAUCACAUAUGUGAAAAUAUUCUGGAGGGAAAGUUGUAUUUACGAUGGUUUACGCGUUUGUGUACGUGCUCGAAUAGGAACGAACUAUAACCAGCAAAAUCUGUGUGUUUAUAAACAAAGUGCGUGAUUCUGUAGUGCCACGUAUAAGAUAGUUAGGUUAAAAAUACAAGUGAAUUCGCACAGGUGUUGAAGGGUUUCCGUGUGUUGGUGACAUUGGUGCCAAAACAACAGUGAGAAUUGUGGAGUGCUAAACUUCAGUGCUGUUGAAUUUAAAGUGUAAUGUCAAGAAGGAAAUACGUCCUAGGAAAGGAUUUAUAUGCAUCAGAAACGACAUGCAGGGCGCGGGACGGGCAGCGGCAGUGAGGCAGCGCGGCCGCGGCCAGGUGUGGCGCGGCUGUGAUGUGGCAGCGCCAUGGCGGGAAAGCCCGACCCCCAGGCCUCGCCCCAGGCGCCGCCCCCGCCGCAGCCGGCCGGCCUGCACAACGUGCUAGUCUACGUCUCCAGCGACAACUUCGCCGCCUACGCCGUCAACCACCACCACCAGCAGCCGCAGGCGCAGCCGCACCACCAGCACCACCCCCACGCGCCGCAGCCGCAGCCGCCUCCGCAGGCGCAGCACCAUCACCACAGCCAGCAGCAGCAGCAGCAGCAGCAGCAUGUGUACUGCCAGCAGAACGGGGGCGGCGCCGCCGCCGCGCAGGCCGGCUUCUGCGUGGCCGCCGCCCCCGGCAAGGGCCGCCUGCAGCACGCGCCCUUCGCGGCGCCGCCUCUGCCCCUCAACGGGCUGGUGCCGCCCCCGGCCGCCCUGUACGGCGGCGCCGCCGCUGCCGCCCCCGGGGGCGGCGGCGCCGGCAGCCCCGGGCCCGGCCCCGGAGCCGCCGCCGCGCACAACGGCUUCCCGCCCCCGCCGCAGCCGCCGCCGCCGGCGUGCGCCGCCCCCGACGGCGCGCCGCUGCCCCCCGGGCUGUGCCUGGUGGGCGGCCCGCUGCCCGCCUGCUCCUCGUCGUCGCAGCAGUUCGUGCUGGGCGGGAAGCUAGUGGCCGCCUCGCAGGCGGUGGAGGCGCCCGAGCUGGCGCUGGCGUCGCCCGCCCCCGGCGGCCCUGCUGCUGGCCAGCAGCGCGCCGCGCGCCCCGGGGGCGGAGAGGCGGACGCGGCGGCCUUCCCGGGGGGCGGCGCGCCGCGCUGCGACUCUGUGCGCUCCGAGACCAGCUGCAGCUCGCUCAGCUCCGGCUCUGCCGACUCGCAGCCUGACGGCGCCGCCCCCGUCGUGUCCAUCUCGCUGCCGCAGCCACAGCCCCAGCCGCAGGCGGCGCGGCCGCCACCGCCCCCGCACCAGCAGCAGCAGCCGCCACCACAGCAGCAGCAGCAGCAGCAGCAACUCAUCCUGGCAGUCCACCCACACCCCCACCCCCACCCUCAGCAGCAACAUCAACACCAGCAGCAGCAGGUCCAGUCCGUGGCGCCUCCACUCGGCUGGAAGAGGCUGCACAUCGGCGGCUCCAUCGUCUACGUCAGCCCGAGCAACACGGCGCUGAGCUCGCUGGAGCUGCUGAAGGACUACCUGCAGACGCAGGGCACCUGCAAGUGCGGUCUCGAGUGCCCCCUGCACUGCGAGCAGGUCUUCAACUUCGACCCCAAGGUGUCGACGCGGCCGUCGUCCCCCGAGGCGUGCGACAAGGCGGACGCGCGGUCCGCGUGCCGACACAAACGCAAGGCGCAGCAGCUGCAGCUGCAGCCGGCGGUGCCGGUGGGGGCGGCCGGCGACGCCUCCAGGAAGGCCGGUCAGUACCACCCCCAGCAGCUGGCGCUCGGCCGCGCCGCCUACGGAGCCACGCCUGCAGAUGCGAGGCGGGCGUGUGUGAACGCCCUGGCCGGCCUUCUCACGGCCCGCGGGCCCGCCGGCAAAAAGCGGCGGCAAAAACCAGCCCCACAUGUGGGCCGGCCGCUUUCUGGGGGCGCGCGCGCCCAGCCUCGCCGCAAUCGUCCCCAGUCCGAGUGCGGAGACGCCCGCGGACGCAAGAAGCGGAAGCUGGCGGCGAGCCCGUGCGUCCCGGCGGCGUCCGCGCAGCUGCCCGCGGGCGCGUCGACGUCUGCGUCAGUGGCGGCGCCCCCGUCCGUCUCGCAGCUGCUCGCCCAGCGGGAACUGGCCAAGCAGCCUCAGCCGCAGCCCCAGCCGGCGCUGCCUGCGCCCGCCUUCGACCACCAGCAGCAGCUGCAGCAGCAGCAGACACAGCAGCAGCAGGCGCAGUUCGUGCGCUACCACCACGCCGACGGCAGCACUGUCGUGGCCCAGGUGCAGCAGCAGGGGACGCCGCAACCGCAGUCGCAGGCGCAGGUGCAGCAGUACCAGCAGGAGCUGCAGCAGCAGCUGCUGAGGAUGCACAUGUUCCCAGAGCAGCCACACCCCUUCCAGCAGCACCGCCUGCCUGAGGAGCACAAGCAAAUAUUGCUGCAGCAUCAUCACCACCAGCAGCAACAUCAACAACAGCAACAGACGCCACAGCAGCAACAGGCACAGCAGCAGCAAGUGCAGCAGCAGCAGCAGCAGCAACAACAACAACAACAACAAGUGCAGCAGCAGCAGCAGCAGCAACAACAACAACAACAACAACAAGUGCAGCAACCUUCUCAGCAACAGCUGUUGCAGCAACAGCAGCCAAGUCAUCACCAACAGCAACAGCACCGUGCCCAGCCUCAGCAACAACAGCAACCGUCACAACACGUGCUACAGACUCAGCAGGCCGUGUUAACUUGCUACGAACCGUACCGGCAACCUCCCCCUCUACAGACUCAGGCCGGCAGCGGUACGGUCAUCCUCCAGCCGACGAGAGCACCCCCUUGGCAGAAGACGUCGGGAAUGCAGGCCGCCACGUACGACAGACGCGUGCCUUCGGUUCACCAGUGGACCGGAGUGGGUGCGAACGUCCCUCCUGACGACGCCUCCCCGUCCUCUCGGCGCAAAGCGUCAGCGGCGGUGCAGGCCCCACUCUCCGUCGCCGCCUCCUCGCAGGCGGGGAGGCGGCCUCUGCUCCCUCAGCAGGUGCCCGCAUUACAAGUCCAGCCCCAGUCGCAGGUGCGUGCACAGUUCCCCUCACCAGUUGGUGCACCCUCGGAUGUGAACAGGCAGUCACUUCCUGUGCCUCAGCAGCAGCAGCAGCAGCAACAACAACAACAGAUUCAACAACAGCAACACCAACAGCAGCAGUCACAAGCACAGCCACAACAGCCCCAGCUGCAACAGCAGCAGCAGCAACAACAACAACAACAACAACAACAACAGCAGCAGCAGCAGCAGCAGCAGCAGCAGCAGCUGCUGCAACAGCAACAGCAGGCCCAGCAACAGCAGGCCCAGCAACAGCAACCCCAGCAGCUGUACCUGCCGGCCCACUUUGCAGAGGAUGUGAGCGGCUACCUGUCGCAGCAGGGCCAGAACGUGGGCUUCCUGUGCCACAGCCCGGGUGCCGUCUGUUCCCAGCAGUCACAGCAGCCUCCUCAGGCCCAGCAGGUUGUGGUAGGAGUUCCACUGGCUAGCAACGUCCUCCUGCCGAAGGGCUACACCAACACCAGUUCUGGGCCACAGCUCAGCGCACCAGUCCAGGUGCAGGCGCAGGCGCAGACGGUGGCCCGGCAGUACCAGCUGCAGGUGAGCGUGGCGGCGGACUCGAGUGUGGCGGCGCCGGUGCCGGCGGUGACGGUGGCGGGCCUGCAGGAUCAGUGCCAGGGCUGCCACAGCCACGGGCACGGGCAAGGCCAGGCGGCGGCUGCCUACCAGGCGCAGGCGCAGCAGUUCCAGCUGCAGCUGGCGCCGGCACCUACGCCCGCGACCGCGGCGCACCCUGCGGACGACAGCCCGGUCACCUCCUCCACGUUCGGAGAGGGCCGCCAGCAACAGUGCCCCUCACGCUCCUCCCAGCAAUCUGUGGACAUCCGCGGUCCUAUUCAGGGUGGCACAGUGAGCACCAGCAACGGUUCACCUGUGGAAGGCGCGGCAGGCCCGUGCUACCUCGCACAGCCCGAACCUUCGCCCAACUCCGACGCCCUGCUGAUUUCAUCAUCAUCUCCUGUGACUCCGGUGCAGGCCCCUAGUCCUCCAGCCAACAGUGCCCAGUAUAGAUGGUCUUGUGGACCACGGGCGCACACUGCGACUGUGUCGGUGACGACGGCAGACACACCACACCAGCAGUCGGUGGCGUCCUCUGGGCAGGGCCACGCACAGGCCAAGUCGCCCCUGGAGAUGGUGCAGAGUGUCGUCAGCUCCAUACAGCAGCAGCAGCAGCUGACUCCGGGCCACAUCCUGGUGUCGAGCUGUGGCGGGCAGCUGUUGGUGGCCAACACUGGGGCCGUCAUGGGAAAGCCAGUUCUCACCAGCAUGUCUAGUGGUGCUGUCACUCAGAACCUGCUAGUGGUUGCCAGUGAUUCCUGCAAGAACGCCUCCUUGGCACAUUGCUAUUCACACAGCACUACUUCUUGGGAGAUUGGUACACAUGUCUCACUUCCAGAACCAGCAUUUUGA